This is a messenger RNA of Penicillium cosmopolitanum, 378 nucleotides long. Its product is annotated as GFA family protein. NCBI's taxonomy places the organism in Eukaryota, Fungi, Ascomycota, Eurotiomycetes, Eurotiales, Aspergillaceae. The record is from RefSeq and is a predicted model, not a curated record. Bases 1 to 378 code for a protein of 125 amino acids. The transcript has 2 exons. Gene Ontology annotation, molecular function: carbon-sulfur lyase activity.
AUGCCUUUGACAGGGCAUUGUCUUUGCAAAGCUGUGAGUUAUGUCGCUGAUGUAACUGAGCCAGACCUGGUGGCCUACUGCCAUUGUGAUGGCUGUCAGCGUCAGAGCGGUUCGACUUAUUGUGAGUUGAUAUCAGCUCUAAACAAAAAUUUAAGAAAACCGACUUGUCGCCUUGCAGCACUUAUCGUGAUUGUACCCAGAUGCGAGCUUGCUAUCAAUGGCGGAGUCCGAACUUUCAGCAGUAAAGGCAGCUCUGGCCACACUGUUCUCCGUCAUUCAUGCCCUGAGUGUGGUAGCCCUCUGUUCGACGAAGCUACCAGCGUACCGGAUGAGAUAGCUAUCAAAGGCGGUUCUUUGAAAAUUAAUGCCACGUCAUAA